AUGGCAUCGCUUCUCGACAGCCACCCGGAGCUUACCGACAAUUUUUCAAGAGAUACAGUACUGUGCGACGUGCCGGACGAGUCAUGUCGCUCAGUCCGCCAGAGGCCGACAUUGAUCAGGAACACCCGCGCCAGAUCGCUCGAGAACUUCAUAGACAAUCCCAACAGUCCCAUUGGUGACGAAGAUGGCGUGGCAAUCGUUCACGCAACAAACAACAACGCCUUUACAUCCAUUCUCAAUGCUGCCGCCGACACGGAUGAGAACUCCCGCCGGAACCUCCAUCUUUACGCCGGCUCUUCUACUAAUUCAUGCUCCGCCAUGGACCGCUAUAGAGAAGCCAUCGGCCGCCUGGACGCACCGACGCGGAAGUUCCUUGCAGAAAAGGGCGUCUUUGACUUACCCGAUGCUUACCUGGCAGACAGUCUGAUACAAACUUUCUUCGACUACGCGGAUCCGCAAGUGCCCCUAAUUGACAAGACGGAUUUUUUGGAACGCUACAAAACACGGAAUGUUCCUCCGCUGCUCCUACAGAGCGUCAUGUUUGUUGGAAGUCACUUCGCUCUUGACGAACAUGUCGCUGCCUCACCGUGGUCGACCCGCACUGAAAUGACUGCAGCCUUCUUCGAGAAGGCGAAGCUCAUAGCUGACUUUGAACUAGAGAGAGAUCAAAUCACUUUGGUGCAGUGCUUUGUCUUAUUAGCAGAACGGUGGUUUGGUUGGACCGAAGAGAGAAAUACGAGGUACUGGAUGAGCCGAGCUAUAAAUGUGGCGUAUAUGAUGGGCCUACACCGCAAGAUAGAAACUCUCAACUUAACCCCAGCGCAAAAGAGGCUUUGGAAUCGCGUUGCUUGGGUAACCAUGGCCAAAGACUGUUUCGUCGCAGCAAUGUUCGGAACGCCUACUAUCAUUGAUGACAGGUGGACGGACGGUGAAGAGCUCAUCUGGAAUUCCAGCUAUUUUGAUGAGUCUCGAGAUGACCAGGGAGUGGAUUCCGCCCCAUCACGUACCCCCGAGACGGUCAAUUACAGCACCGCGCUCGUGUGGCUUGGGGCAUUAGGUGAGCUGUCUUCGGUAAUGAGCUCGAUAAUAGCUUACCCGUGA
Lasiodiplodia theobromae is the source of this 1101-nucleotide messenger RNA. RefSeq lists its product as uncharacterized. Gene Ontology annotation, molecular function: zinc ion binding; DNA binding. The record is from RefSeq and is a predicted model, not a curated record. Lineage: Eukaryota; Fungi; Ascomycota; Dothideomycetes; Botryosphaeriales; Botryosphaeriaceae. Bases 1 to 1101 code for a protein of 366 amino acids. Gene Ontology annotation, biological process: DNA-templated transcription. The transcript is spliced from 4 exons.